GUUGUGCGAUCGCGCUGAAUACAGCCGAAUGCUAUAAACGCGGCUUUACUCAGGCUUUACUUGUCCGCGCUUUGAGAGGCCAACACCCGUGUCGCGUGUGUGUGUGUGAAUCUCCUUCGGUUGCCGAUUUCUCGGAGUCGACCGAGAUCUCUCGUUCCCACGCGUUCGUUUAAUUGUGAGUCGAGUUGACAGCAGUUGACAAGUCUCCCGGAGUCGUCUCCCGCGAGUCGACCCGAGAGGAGAGGCCAUAACGAGGUGAGCGAGACGCGUCGCGGUGGUGAGCGGUCAGGACGUCGGAUGUGCCCCACUGAGGUGCCUCGAAGGCGAACAACGACAGCGGCAGAAGGUGGGAGUAGCAUCGCUCCUCGUACCUGGCUUUUAUGAGUGCGUAGGGAGCGUCGCGCAACAUUCCGCGCACAAGCAACGUCGUGUGCCGGGGGAUCUCGCGUGAAGCUUUCAUCAGCCAACUCACUCACGGUCGGUGAGUCAUCGUCAGUUGCCAAACCCAAACGGUUCGGAUCGCUCAUCGUUCUGGAGUUGAGGAUGGACCCGGAACGUAUCCAGAGCGCGUCGAAUGACGAGGGUCCGCUCAAGAGGGAUCACGAUUCCGUCGACGAUUUCGAGCAUCUCGGUCACGACGGUUCCCCGGACGAUCGUUCGGAUCAGCAGCAGCCGCUGCGAUUGAUCGAUGCGCCACGUGUCGAUGAUUUGUUAAAGAUCGGCGACUCCUUCCAGACAACCGACUCGGUUCUACCGAGCGCGCUCGUCGACGUAGAGACGAAAUCCGUGCCCGCGACGCCGCCGCCUUCCGCGGACUUUGACAAGUGCGAGGCUAUGGCGCAGUCGUCGGAUCCGUUCCAGCGUCCGCUGGACCCGGUCGAUCCUAAACUUGCCAGCAUGGCGUUCGUCGAGACCGAAAGGUCCUAUCCGGCACUCGCGCAUCAAUUUCACGACGAUGACAACGAGGAUGAUGGCAAGAUAGGUCUCCAGGUACCGUUGUUGCCGAUUUCCACCGCGACAGCUGACGUUCUGUCAUCGUCAGCGACCAAGACCACUGACAGCAACGUCCAACCUUUGGAAGAACCCGAAGAUAUUUCGAGUCUGGGCAAACAGCACGAGGAUCAUCAGGUCACUCCGUCGAGCGGUACCAAUCAAGUCGACGAGGAACUCGCGAGUCGAGAAGACAUUGGAUCAUCGGUGCUGCCAACGACGGAGAAAUCGCCGAUAGUGGAUUUCCUCGGGGACGAGGAUGCGCCGCCCAAGGAGGACAAGACCAGGAAUAUCAUGGACGACGACUCGUGGAACGUCGUGGAGAAGGUGGACGUGAAGCGGGAGCAGGGAGAAAAGGUGCCCGAGCCGCCGACGAAGCCGCUACCGCCCUUGCCUAAGGAGGCGGAGCUCCUGGAGGACAGUGCGCGCCAGGACAAGUACGAGAUGUCGAACGACUUUCCGGAGCCUGCCAAGCCGUCCGCCCCGCAGCGAGACACCGAUUCGGAGCACGAGAGCGCCAAACGGCAUCAAGCACCCAGAGCCAAGGAAACCGAUUACUCUCGUCCGGUUGGCAAAAAGAAGCAGGAAAUGGAGAUAGCACCGAAGGAGAUAUUCAGAGACAUGGGAUUAGAUGCAUGGUUUAAUCCUGAAAGACUGAAUCCGAAAGUGGCGGCUCUGAUAUAUUGGCGCGAUCCCAAAAAAUCAGGGAUUGUAUUCGGCACGAUACUAGGUGUGCUCCUAUCAUUGGCCUAUUUCAGUCUGAUAAGUGUGCUCGCUUAUCUGUCACUUCUCGUCCUUAGCGGAACCGUCAUUUUCCGCAUCUACAAAACCGUUCUUCAGGCAGUCCAGAAGACUUCGGACGGUCAUCCAUUCAAAGAUAUCCUUGAUCUGGACCUGGUAUUACCAGCUGAGAAGGUGCACGAAGUCGCGGAUGUCGCAGUCGCACAUGCUAACGCUGCCCUUAGCGAAUUGCGCAGACUGUUCCUCGUUGAAGACUUCGUCGAUUCUCUCAAAUUUGGCGUCUUACUGUGGUGUCUCACCUACGUUGGUUCUUGGUUCAAUGGCAUGACUCUCAUCAUAAUCGGAGUGGUCGCUCUUUUCACGCUGCCUAAGGUUUACGAAACGAAUCAGGAGCAGAUCGAUCAGAAUCUGGCUUUAGUUCAGGCGAAGAUCGCCGAAAUUACCGCUAAAGUGAAGGCGGCUAUCCCUCUCGGUAAGAAGGCCGAGCCGUUGAAGGAAGAAUAAAGAAGAAUCGUGCGCGAUGAUCGUCCAGCGGACAGCCGGGACAACAGAGAUAGAAAGGAUUAAAUUAGAAACGAAAGAAAGAAACGUUAAAAAAAAAGAGUGAGAGAAGAAGUUUGAGAGCGCGUGCGAGCAGGACAAUUUACGAUCGCGAGAAGUCUCACACAUCAUGUAACGGGCCCAGUAGUCGCGCUGGUGAGGGGAUAAUUAAUAAUUAACACGUGCGACAAUUAUCGUCGCGAGCUUCGCCGUCGUAUAAUUUCGGAGGAAAUAAAUAUAAUUAUACUUUUCCAAGGCACAACACGAUCGGCAAAGCCAAAUGGUCGCGCGCGCGCACCGACAUUCUGAUCACGAGAGCAAUCCUCAUCGAGGAACUAAACAACGCGAAAGAAAGAGCGAAUGUAUGCGUGUGUUUGCGUGAGAGAAAGAGAGAGAGAGAAAGAGAGAGAAAUAAAUAAGCAACACUUAGUAAUUAAUUAAUCGUUCAUUCUUGCGGUAAAAAAUAAUGGCAUAUUUUUAGCUAGUUGUAACAGUGCAAUGUACGUAGGGCUAUUUUGGAUCAGCCCUUCUCCUCUCCCUUCCACCCUUUUUUGUCGUAUUCUUCGUCAAAUAUGUUUUAAUGAUUAUCAUAAACUUCGUGUUUUUACCUAUCUAAUGAUGUCCUUUGUUUCUCUUCGCAAAAAUGAGAAGUUGUACAAGAGCGAGCGAGAGAACGAAUGCGUUUAUGAAUGCGUAAGAGAGACUGAGUAAUAAGACUCCACGUGAUUUAUUAUAGUCCCGUCUUUGGAGCAUCGUAUUCGAUUAGCUUGGAUCAUUCUUCGCAAACCGGAUGUCACUAAAGUAAUCAUUCGAACCCGUGACGUGACGAAAUAUAUAUAUAGUGAGAAACCAGAGGUGUCGGAGGAUCGUGAUACUUUAAAACGGACAGAGGAGGAGUGAAUGGUGAUUAAUUGAACGGGAUACGUUCGUAUAAACGGAAUCGUUUAUCCCUCGGCGAUGGAUUUUAAAGUAAUUGUCCGAUUUGCAGCGAUCUCCCCAUCUUCUCGAUGUUUUAAGUUAUUGUUGCGUUUGAGAAAAUCGAACAGGAGUUAAAUGACGAGUUAAAUUAUGCAGAAACGUAUAUAUUGUAUCUGUCUCUCAAUGACGUUGACGUUUGCAUAAUAUUAUUGCUACUGCAUCAUUAAUUGUAAUUACACCGUUAUGUACACACGUGCGUGUAUAACGUAUCGCUUCUACUCACAUGCGCAUCUGUGCAUAUGUGUACAAACACGCGUGUAUAUAUAUAUGUAUAUGUGAAAGAGAAGGAUAGUCAUCAAAUCGAAUGAUCCUAAAUGAAUAAUGAGAUACGGAACACAUUGUACGGUGAACGAUGAAGAUGCAACUUUAUAUUAUAUCAUAAUAUCUAUCUAUAGUUAUCGAGAAAACAUGUGUUUUUAUCGGGACCGAUGGCAAAAUGUUAAGAAUGUGAAUUGUAAUACGCGUAUUGCUUCUUGUCGUUUUCAUUAUUGCAUCUGCAUCUGCACGAUUAAUUUAUAAAUAAAUGAUAUUAAAUAAGAUAAAAAAA
Cataglyphis hispanica is the source of this 3796-nucleotide messenger RNA. It is a transcript of the gene Rtnl1, whose product is annotated as reticulon-1-A. The record is from RefSeq and is a predicted model, not a curated record. NCBI's taxonomy places the organism in Eukaryota, Metazoa, Arthropoda, Insecta, Hymenoptera, Formicidae. The transcript is spliced from 6 exons. Bases 544 to 2235 code for a protein of 563 amino acids.